AUGGCCACUGUAGUCCCAGUCAGACCGCUCUGCGAUAGCAAUCCUGCAACACCGGGAGAGCAAUCUAUAAAGGAGGAUGUAAUAGAGGAGGUGUCCAAUGAUGGCAGCCAGCCUCCGAAGAGGAGGAGAAUGGGUUCUGGAGACAGCUCUCGAAGCUGUGACACUUCCAGCCAGGAGCCUGGUCUCACAUAUUUUCCAGCGGAGAACCUGACAGAGUACAAGUGGCCAGCUGAUGAUACAGGAGAGUACUAUAUGUUACAGGAACAGGUCAGCGAGUACCUGGGAGUCACCUCCUUUAAGAGGAAAUACCCUGACUUGGAGAGGAGAGACCUGUCACACAAAGAGAAGCUCUACCUGCGAGAACAGAACGUCAUCACUGAGACGCAAUGCACUCUGGGUCUGACAGCCCUGCGGAGUGAUGAGGUGAUAGACUUAAUGAUAAAGGAGUAUCCCACAAAACAUUCCGAGUACUCGGUUAUACUGCAGGAGAGAGAGAGACAGAGGAUAGCUAAAGAAUAUUCUCAAAUGCAGCAACAGAACCCUCAGAAGGUGGAGGCCAGUAAGGUUCCAGAGUACAUUAAGAAGGCAGCCAAGAAGGCUGCAGAGUUCAACAGCAACUUCAACAGGGAGCGCAUGGAAGAGAGGAGAGCUUACUUUGAUCUUCAGACGCACAUCAUCCAGGUGCCCCAGGGUCGUUUCAAGGUACUUGCUCCGGAGCUGACCAAAACUGGACCGUACCCAGUUGCCCUCAUACCAGGACAAUUCCAGGACUACUACAAGAGGUACUCUCCCAAUGAGCUUCGCUACCUGCCAUUGAACACGGCCCUGUUUGAGCCUCCUCUGGAUCCAGAGCUUCCUGCGCUGGACUCCGAACCUGACUCAGAUGAUGCUGAGGAUGGCAAGGAAGACAAAAAGAACAAAAACCCAUCUGACAGUUCUUCAGGCAAUGUAUCGGAUGUUGAGAGCCAAGAAGGAGGAGGAGGAGGGCAAGGCCAAAAGUCUAAGACCAAGGACCGGACAAGCACACCAGGCAAGGACAGUACCCAGCGCCACCCCCCCCCUCACAAAGCAGCAGCCACCCCAGGGUACAAGCCUAAGGUCAUUCCCAAUGCUAUAUGUGGCAUUUGCCAGAAGGGUAAAGAAGCCAACAAGAAAGGCAAACCAGAGGCUCUUAUUCACUGCUCCCAAUGUGAGAACAGCGGCCAUCCAUCUUGCUUGGACAUGAGUGAAGAGUUGGUUUGUGUGAUCCAGACAUACCACUGGCAGUGUAUGGAGUGUAAGACAUGCACCGUGUGCCAGCAGCCACACCAUGAAGAUGAGAUGAUGUUCUGUGACAAAUGUGACAGAGGAUACCACACAUUCUGCGUCGGCAUGGAUUCUAUACCCAUGGGUCUCUGGGUGUGUGAGCUGUGUGAGAAAGAUUUCACACCCAAAAAGAAAAGAGGAGCCAAAACACCCAAGAAGUCCAAAUCGGCUCAGAAAUAACAGGCAUCUGAAGCAUGGGUUCCUUCAAGACUGCACAUACCACAAGAUAUUGGCCAGAUUUUCCUCAGUUUGGUGUCCAGUUAAAUUUAGAGGAUUCUUAUAAAAAUUGAAUGUUUCUUCUCUCAGGUUCUCAGAGUAUAACCACUUUCAUGAUUUGAAAAAAUUGUAGGAAUAUAUUUAUUCUAUUUUCUCACUGCCAAAACAAUCAAAACCUUUUCCUUAACCUUAUAGAGUUAAAUGUCGAUUUUUGCUCUUUUGGCAAAUUUUAUUGCGAUAUGAAUAUAAUCCAUUUUCACAGUUAGAUAUAUCUAAUACCUUUGUGGGAAGAAGAAGAAGAAAAAAGAAAAUUGAAACAUUUUGCUCUUGGUAUAUGAUAUUAGUUGGAAAAUUUUCUGAUAAUGACACUGAUUGGCUUGGUAUCUUCUAACCAGUUCUGGUGUUAGUGCAUCCCUACUGCUCUUUAUUUUUUAUAGUAUGUAAUUUCAUUUCUAUUCGGUGGACAUUUCUGUAGUUUUUAAUUUAUUUUUGUGACACCAUGUGAACUGUUAGCUGGGCAGUUGUUUCACUUAAUAUAAUGGUGCUUUUGAUUCUGUGUUAACCACAAUGUGAGCUUGUUCUGACUUGUACUUGUUCUCGCUCUUGAAUUGUGUCUUAGCAAUUACCACUGUAUCAAAUAGGAUUACUGAGAGCCUACAAACUAUUCAUGUCUCAUGGUUUAUUCAGAAAUGAACACAUUCCUGGGAUUUUUUUAAAAAUAUUUUGUAAUAAACAUCCAAUGAUAUGUUGGAUGUUUUUGGAUGUAUUUUUGUUAUUUAACAAAGCAGGUCAGUUAGGGACAUUUGGACGAAAACAAAAUCUUGUUUGAAAAGAAUGUGUUUUUACUG
Lampris incognitus (smalleye Pacific opah) is the source of this 2369-nucleotide messenger RNA. It is a transcript of the gene phf10, whose product is annotated as PHD finger protein 10. The record is from RefSeq and is a predicted model, not a curated record. The coding region runs from base 1 to 1485 and encodes 494 amino acids. NCBI's taxonomy places the organism in Eukaryota, Metazoa, Chordata, Actinopteri, Lampriformes, Lampridae. Gene Ontology annotation, cellular component: npBAF complex. The transcript is spliced from 12 exons.